Malaya genurostris is the source of this 3674-nucleotide messenger RNA. It is a transcript of the gene Vps50, whose product is annotated as syndetin. NCBI's taxonomy places the organism in Eukaryota, Metazoa, Arthropoda, Insecta, Diptera, Culicidae. Gene Ontology annotation, cellular component: EARP complex. Gene Ontology annotation, molecular function: SNARE binding. The record is from RefSeq and is a predicted model, not a curated record. Gene Ontology annotation, biological process: endocytic recycling; retrograde transport, endosome to Golgi. Bases 323 to 3412 code for a protein of 1029 amino acids. The transcript has 5 exons.
GGCAGCUCUGAAAGCGAGUGUAUACAAACGGUGGGAUCGAUUCUGUCAACAAUUUUUUUUUCUCGUCUUUAUCGAACCACAACGUCAGGCGACCUCGAUUAUUGCAGAGAGACGACGAUUUUUGCUAUAUUAAUGUUGUCAGCGGAGUGGAGUGGUGAAGUCGGUACGUUUUGGUCAUCAGAGUGUGAACAAUGUCUUUGUAGCGAGUAGUGCAGUCAGCAGUAGUAACAGCAAUUACCUGCUGUUCGUCACUGACUGGUUUGUGAUUCAUUGUCGUUCGUUGGGUCGCUAUCGGGAGGAAACUUUCUCCACCAUUAAAACCAUGGAUAAAAUGGAGGAGAUAAAGUACAAAGUGCUGGACCUAAUCAAUAAAAAGAAAGAAGUGAAAAUUCCAAAGAUGGGCUUUACGGAUUAUUAUGUACAACAACAACAGCAGCAGCAGGGAGGUAUGACACAACAAAAACAUUCCUCCGUACCCGGCGGCGGCAGCAGCAGUGGUGGUUCGCGAACAGCUGCUUCGUCUGGGCGGAAUUCGACUGCUUCCUCCUCCCACUUUGAGUAUUCUCCAUUUGACGACGAGAGCGAUCAGCCGGACAGCCACUGCAAGGACUCGAAUGCAAGCAAAAUGUCUGAUCAGGAAAUUCUCGAAUCCACCGAAGCAAUCUACUUCGACGGCGGCAGCAACACUGGCCUUCAUGAGUUGAAGAAAUUAUCCGAAUCGGAUCAACUGCUCUGCUGUCAGAGCAUUGAAAAUGCCAUGAGAACAUUGAAGCAGCAGCACAAAGUAAUCUCCAAAAAAGCCUUACAAUUGAUUUUAGACCAGCGACCCGCCUGUAGAGAAGAGUUCAGUCGCAUCCAGGAAACGGAAGCCCUUCUGCGGGACACUAUCGUUAAGUGUCGCACCACUCGAACGCAUCUGGACGAAUCGAAAACUCUGCUCACAACCACGAAUCUGGAGAUUUUAGCAGCCUACAAGAAACGUCAGACAUUGCUGAAUCUUCUGAAAACAUUAAACACUCUGAAAAGCAUGCGUUCGAUUGAUCAGCGGUUGCAGAAGCGACUCUCGGAAUCGGACUACAGCGGAGCGAUUGCCAUUCUGUUGGAGAAUAAGAAUCUUUCGGAGCGUUUCCAGCAAUACCGGUGUAUCGAGUCGCUGUCGGCCAAGCUGCAGGAUACCCUGAUGAUGAGUGAGCUUCAAUUGGAAACGGUGCUGAACGAAAUACCGACAGGAUUCGAUGCCAAAAAGUACGCCAAACUACAGCAAGCCUACAAACUGCUCGAGAAGCAAUUGAUUGCGAUGGAUCAACUGCAGAUGAACUUUAUUUCCUCGAUUCAUACGGCUGCCUUUACGGCCUUGAAGCAACACAUGGAAGCCAGUCUGGAAGAGGGCAGCAAGCAAAAGCUCACGUUCGAACAGAUGUGUGAAGCAGUUCCGAGCGAGAAGUACAUCCACUGUUUGACCGCUUUGUGCCGAGGAUUUUGGGUGAUUUUGGUGUCCUACUAUCAGGUUCGAUGCUGGCAUCAGAAUCAGAAGUUAUACGAAAAGGGUCGGGAAGCUCAGCACAAAGAAUCGCCGAAUCGUAAAGCACAAGACGGCAGCUUCCACGACGAGUACAUUGACCAGAAGCUGGAGAGUGGACGGUUUCGGAUUUGGAAUGACAUUCAGGCAAAAAUUUCCGUAUUCAUUAGCAGUACCAAGCUAAGUGCGUUGAAGUACGAAUAUUUUAUCCAAAUAUUGGCAAUUGUCCAGCGAUUGAAGAAAGUCGGCAAUGAGUUUUGUGACGAUCCAUCGGAGAAGUUGAUGGAGCACAUGCAACGGCAGAGUGUGGAUUUUUUUCGCCGCUAUCAUAUCAGUUGUUUGGAGGAGAUCGGUUUGUUUUUCGAUCACGAAGUUUGGGUGCCCAUUGGCAGUUUCAACGAUGUUAGUCAGCUUCAGGAAUACAAAAACUUCAGGCACGCUUUUCAGAAAAACCAAAACGGAACAGUGAGACCCGCAAAAACGUCGAACCAAGAGAACAACAGAGGGUUGGAAACGCUGGAAGCUGAAGCCCCGGGUGGUCAACGAGUUACCAGUACCUCUUCUAUGCAUUCCCAGGACGAAAGCUCUCUGUACGGAUCGUGCGGAUAUUUUCUAAGGUUUACCGAAAAAAGUUCACCGUUUGACGGUGGUUUCGAUUGUACCAUGCUGGAGGAGGACAUCCUGGCUGGGAUUGCAGAUGAAUCGUCGUACUACUACUCGGAGGAUAGCAGCGAUAACAAUGAGACAUAUUUUGAUCAAAGUCCUUCGGUGAAAAAAGUUCCAAAACCUACCAAACCUGUUUCUCCCUCGACGACGCCGACGGGUCUCAUGGUGACCAACACGUCACUGACCGUGCUGCGCUGUAUUGGACGGUACUUGUAUUUCUGCAAACUGCUGCAUGCAAUUGCUCCUCACAUCGUUAUGUCUAUGACGGAACUGCUAGACUUUUAUUUGUACUCGGUGCAUGAAAUCUUUUCGCGUGAUCUGCCGGUGCCAAAGGACAACCUUUACUCUGCUGCUCUCAUAAACGUACUCAACCGGAUUCAAUCCGACAUUGUCCCGAAACUUCGCAAAUGGCCCCUCUCGGAUGAAAUGAUCAAAGAGGACCUGGCCAAUCCGGAGCUGCUGUACGGAAUGCAGAAACGGAUCGUAGCCGCCGAAAGUUGCAUAAGCUUGUUCGACCAGUUCCGUUUGAUGGAGGAGUACUUAAGUGGUCUGCUGCAGUCGGAUCCGGCCGGUAGUCAACCGGCGAAGCUUCAACAGUAUCUGACGGAAGCAACGGAUGCUGCGAACGAUGCGAGGAAACCAAUUUUCAUGUGCGUCACAGCCCGGGUGAUCGACCUGCAAAAUGUUCUCCAUUCGAUGGGCAAAGUCAAGUGGGACAUUAAUCACGUGAACGUGCAGCACAGUGCGUACGUCGAUACCAUGAAUAGGGGAGUACAACACUUUGCUAUGCAUCUAGAAGAAAUUUCCAAUCAGCUGGCUAACAUUCCCAAGAACGCCCUGUGGGACUGCUUCGUACAUGUGCUAACGCAUCUACUAGUGGAGGGCUUUGCCAGUACGAAGAAAUGCUCUGCCGGAGGUCGGGCCCUGAUGCAGCUGGAUUUUACGCACUUUAUAUCGAUCGUGGAAAUCAUUUCCGGUGGCAAGUAUCCGGAGCAUCGUGCCUACGUCGAACGGUACAUCAAGGCAUACUACCAGCCAAAGGAUCUACUGGAACAGUGGUUAACCGAGGGUCACGCCCAGGGAUACUCGACGAAGCACCUGGUCGCGGUGGUCCAGUGCGCCUGCACCAGCGACAGGAAGCUGCGCCAACGGUUGCUGGAGUUGGUGGAAAACGGCGCUGACAAAAGCAACGGAGUCCAACGUGACGAUCUGAACAAAGAAUCUUAAGUAUUUUGUUAUUUUUUCUCAAUCUCUCUCUUUCUCAAUCCCUCCCUUUAGUAUUAAUUUAGUUUGUCUGGCUCGAGCUGGAACGUGAAUUAUUAGUUUCAUUUUUACAAGUAUUUUUAGCGGGAAUCUAAAAGCAGCCUAAAAGACAUAAUCCUUAGCGUAAUCUCUGUUUUAUUUGAAAAUAUAUUUUCUGAGUUUAUUUAACUUAACAGAACAAAGAACUAUGUACAUUAAAACUAUCGUUUAAGAAGACAGUGCAUAA